Messenger RNA from Nymphalis io (European peacock), 1271 nucleotides. RefSeq names its product transmembrane inner ear expressed protein. NCBI's taxonomy places the organism in Eukaryota, Metazoa, Arthropoda, Insecta, Lepidoptera, Nymphalidae. The transcript has 4 exons. The coding region runs from base 70 to 600 and encodes 176 amino acids. The record is from RefSeq and is a predicted model, not a curated record.
CAGACGCGUAUUAUCUGUUUGGUCAUAGUUUGCUUGUGAUUAAAGGAUCAGAUUUCUAUUUGUAUCGUCAUGGAUCCCAUAAUGGAUGUUAUAAAAAAUUCAGAAGAGCCGGAAUGGCUUGAAAAGUCAAUAGUUGGAGAAGUACGACUAUGGCAAAUUAUGUUCCUGUGUUUAGCUGGUGUUACGUCUCUGAUCGUGAUGUUGUGCUGUUGUUUCCGUUUCCGUAUACCACGCACAAAGCAGCAGAUCGAAGCGGACUAUAAACGUCGAAAGAUUACAACAAAGUUCCGCCAACAGCUGGAAACCAUUCAAGAUUCUAAAAUGGAUACCAUCUCACUUAAAGACGCUUUGGAAUUAUUACACGAGAAAACCCAUUCGAUGGAGGAAGAAAAUCAACAAGGAUCGCAACCUAGCUCUAUAAUGUCUCCGCAACAAAGUUCAUUGGAAGCUUUUCAGCCAGAAGGAAACCAGAAACCCGAAACUCAAACACCUGGACUCAAUUUCGUCAAGUUUGCGACUAAAGUGGCCAAUUUAUCCAAACUUUCUCAACCAAAAUCACCAACCUCGCCCACGACAUCUGACACCAAGAUGGAAUUUUAGUGUAAUAUAACUCAUAUAAAAAUCACAUAACUCGUGUAAAAAAUAUUGAGAAAUUAGUUUGGCAAGACAAUUGUUCGAAAUUCAAAAAACUUUAUACAGCUACUUGCGACAACUUAACAAAAAUUGUUAAACAAUAAUAUACCAUGAAAAUUAUCCAAUUAUAAAUUAUCUGUGUACGCUUUUGUAGUAAAUUAAUCAACCACAAUGGAUACAAUACCAAAAUUUAAGCAUUUGAAUCUUUCAUAUUUUCUGUCCUUUAUUUAUUGCAAUAAAAAUUAAUACUAUACUAUUGUAAUAAUAUCUUAAUAUUUUUUAAAAACUUAGCAAAGUUUAGUCACUUCAUAUUAAAAAUAUAAAUUUCUAUAAUGUAAUCAUAAUUUCAAUAAUAUAAUAAUAUAAUCUAAUUCAUUGAUGUUGUUAUCAAAAUAGCAAGCAAUACGGUCAUAUUUAUAACUUCUACCUCGUCAACAUAUUAAUUAUGGCUAAAAAUAUAUUCAAUAGUACAUCUUUACAGUAUUGUUAGCACUGCUUUAGAAUUUAGUCAAGUAGUAAGCCAUAUUAGUAUGACAUGGUUAAAAAGUAUGAAUCGCACAAAAUAAUUGUACAGCCAAAUAACUUUUGUGCUUGUAGCAAUGCGCCUUAGCAGAAAAAUAAAUAAACAAAUACUCUUA